Molecule: messenger RNA, 1032 nt
Organism: Fonsecaea nubica
Lineage: Eukaryota; Fungi; Ascomycota; Eurotiomycetes; Chaetothyriales; Herpotrichiellaceae
Exons: 1
Coding region: 1-1032 (343 amino acids)
Source: RefSeq, a predicted model, not a curated record
AUGAGCGCGAAUCCGUGGUCGGCUAUCACGGCCGGCGUCAGUUCGGGCUUGACCUUUGUCUUCAAGAUCUGCGAGGUCACCUACGCCCUGAGGGCCGUCGAUCAACAGACGAGAGAAUACCUCAUCACCGCCCAGCACGCCUGGACCAACAUCAAGACCUGCCGCGAGCUACUGAGCCACCAGCAAGAUCUGCUCCCGCUGUCAGAGCGCAGGGACUAUGAGCGCGUGUUGGAGGAGACAAAGAGGGCGGCCGAGGAGGUCGCUCUCCUCCUCGAGCCCGCCCGGGUCGACCAGGACGCCGACUGUCGCAUCCACUUCUCGACGCGGGUCAUGUGGGUGCUGAGCGACAACUCGAGCGUCACGGCCGCGUUGAAGCGGUUGAACAUUGUCCACACCACGCUCACCCAGAACAUCUCGACGCUGCGGCUUCUGCGGUCGUACGGCACGGCGGGGGGUGAUCCCGCCCGUGUCAGGAGAGACAGACCGCCCAGCUACAACACCAGCCAGCUGCUCCAGUGGAAGCACAUGAGCAGGUCGACCCCGAAGCCCAGCACCGACAACCUCCGCGCCCGUGCUCUGCGGGAACAGCCCCUUGCAGAGACCACGCCAAACUUCGAACCAACGACACCUACGACACUAUCACCACCUCUCCCAUCACCACAAUCACCACCACCGUCCGCACAGUCACAGUCACCACUUCCAACGAUGAGAGAACUCCCCUCAGAGAUGCCGGCCGACGUGCCCGCGCAGUUCUUCCGCAACGUCCCAAUCCAGCGGAGUCCGAUCAGCGAGCCCUGGCCGAGCCCCGUCCGCAGUGAAUCGAGCACUCUGGUCGAGGCCCCCUGUGGGGACGAACCAAUGGCGCCCUUGAGAGCGACGGCGUCAGCACCGGGUUCGGCGACAGGGACCGGGUCAAUAACCGGAUCCACACUGGGGACGGGCGAGUACCAGCCGAGAUCAUGGCUGGAGCACCAGGCCAUGAAGUCCAGCAUUCUCAGGGAGCGAAGGGCCAGGGUAGUAAACCGGGUCUGA